This is a messenger RNA of Condylostylus longicornis, 357 nucleotides long. RefSeq lists its product as uncharacterized. Gene Ontology annotation, biological process: mRNA splicing, via spliceosome. The transcript has 4 exons. Lineage: Eukaryota; Metazoa; Arthropoda; Insecta; Diptera; Dolichopodidae. Gene Ontology annotation, molecular function: RNA binding. Bases 1 to 357 code for a protein of 118 amino acids. Gene Ontology annotation, cellular component: catalytic step 2 spliceosome; U2 snRNP; precatalytic spliceosome. The record is from RefSeq and is a predicted model, not a curated record.
AUGUCGAAACGCCCCAGUAGACUUCCACCCGAAGUGUCACGCAUAAUUUACGUCAGAAAUCUUCCCUACAAGAUUUCAGCCGAGGAGUUGUAUGAUAUUUUUGGCAAAUAUGGAGCAAUACGUCAGAUAAGGAGAGGGUGUGCUGCAGAAACUAAAGGGACGGCGUUCGUCGUCUAUGAUGAUAUUUAUGAUGCGAAGAAUGCAGUUGAUCAUUUGUCUGGAUUCAAUGUCGCUGGGAGGUAUAUCUUGUUGGUUCUGUACUAUAAUCCAGUGAAAGCACAAAAGAAGCUGGAUGCUCAAAAGGCGCAGGAGGAGCUGAUAGAAAUUCGCAGAAAGCUUGGGUUGAGCACCGAUUAG